AACCUCUCCUCCAAUCAGCCAGCGGUCAAAACGCAGAACAGAGCAAGCUUUUGCACAAGAACCGGUCGAGCAGCUGUCCAAUUUGUUGGAAACGAUUUUUCGUGAUUUUCCGGGGUAUUUCCUGCCGUAAACAUGUCCAGUUUUAACCUGGCCUCAAUCACAACUGCCCUCGAUGAAACACCGGCAAAAACAGGUGUCAGUUUCCUCGGGAAGGCGCUUAAAUGGGAAACCGAAGCCGGAGCCAAGGAACUGCUGGACGCCAUCGAUGCCUGCACCGGGCUGCACUUCCUCAAUCUGGAGGGCAACACCCUGGGGGUGGAAGCGGCCAAGGGCAUUGCCAAAGCCCUGGAGAAACACCCGGAACUGAAGGAAGCCCUGUGGAAGGAUUUGUUCACCGGCCGGAUGAAGACGGAAAUUCCGCUGGCCCUGAAGGCGAUGGGCGAGGGAAUGAUUGCAGCCGGGGCCCAGCUGACGGUGCUGGACUGCUCGGACAAUGCGCUGGGACCGAACGGGAUGACUGGGCUGGUGGAUUUGCUGAAGAGUGCGACCUGCUAUACGCUGCAGGAACUGAUACUGAACAACUGCGGUUUGGGAAUCGGAGGAGGAAAGAUGCUGUCGAAGGCGUUGCUGGCAUGCCACGCGGCUAGUUCGGAGCUGGGAAAACCGUUGUCCCUAAAGGUGUUCAUUGCCGGGCGGAACCGUUUGGAAAACGAUGGCGCGAAAGCAUUGGCGGAGGUUUUCGGGAAAGUUAGAACUUUGGAACACAUCGAGAUGCCACAGAAUGGAAUCUACCACGUGGGCAUUACGGCCCUGUCGGAAGCAUUCAAAGAGAACGGUAACCUGAAGGUGCUGAACUUGAACGAUAAUACCAUUGGACCGAAAGGGGCAGCGGCCAUUGCAGACGCCAUUUACGAUUUGCAGUGCUUGAGGGAGAUUAAUUUCGGUGAUUGCCUGCUGAAGACGAAGGGCGCAAUGCUACUCGGAGAGGCCUUGCAGGAAGCCCAUACUGACAUCGAGGUGUUGAACUUUGGAUUCAACGAAAUAGGUCCGGAGGGUGGCUUCGCGAUUGCCAACGCUACUUACAACAAGGAUAACCUUAAGAGCUUGAUUCUGGAUGGAAACCAAUUCGGGUAUGAAUGUCGAGAGCAGCUGAGAGAGACUCUGACUCAGUACGAUCGGUUGGAAGCGCUUGGUCCCCUCGAUGACGAUGAUUCCGAAGGAGAAGAGGAGGAUGAUGAGGACGAAGAAGACGAGGAAGAUAUUGAAGAGGAAGAGGAGGAAGAAGACGACAAUGAAGAAUGCGAAGAAAGCGACGAAAGUGAUGCCGGAGAAUCCGAUCAAGCCGAACAGGAUGGAUUCCAGCAGAGCCCUAAUGUAACAGCCGAGCCGGCCAUUCGCAACCUCCUGUCGGAAAACAAUAACGCUUCAACGAUAGACCUUGACCAAUCGCUACCCAACACGGUUGAAGCAUACUGUCAGACACAUUACCCUUCGGAAACCAUGUUCCACUCGUUGGAAGAAUCGAACAAAGCGGAAGCGUUCAAAGAGUAUCUCAAAUCUCUCCCAGAAGAAGACUAUCUGGUUUAUGUGGCCUUCACCAUCCUCAAGCUGUCGGAAAUUUCGGAGAAGAGCAAGGAAGCGCUGGAAGUUUCCGAGGCCCUUUUCGCCGAUGCCUACGAGUACGCGAAAGCCAACAAUCGACUCAAGAGCUUGAGGGACUUCAUGUUGAUCCAGUUGGGUCUACUGAAGUCUGAAGAUCGAUCCUUCAAGCCCGGAUACAACACGCAGGGCUGCCGGUACGCGCUAAAGAAUGCCAUCAAUAAGAACAUCGUGCCGGAAGAGGAACAAGGUUUCUUCAAAGUGUUCCUGGAACACCGAGGCUAGAGGUAUGCUAUCAAACUAUUCCUAAUAAUUGUGUAUGCACAUCAACCUACCUUAUUUUGAUAAUAAUUUAAAAUACCUGAUAAUAAUAAAACAAAUGACAAAAUGAAGGAAA
Aedes aegypti (yellow fever mosquito) is the source of this 1996-nucleotide messenger RNA. RefSeq names its product ran GTPase-activating protein (gene RanGAP). The transcript is spliced from 3 exons. Gene Ontology annotation, cellular component: cytosol; nucleus; perinuclear region of cytoplasm. Gene Ontology annotation, molecular function: small GTPase binding; GTPase activator activity. NCBI's taxonomy places the organism in Eukaryota, Metazoa, Arthropoda, Insecta, Diptera, Culicidae. The record is from RefSeq and is a predicted model, not a curated record. Bases 133 to 1884 code for a protein of 583 amino acids. Gene Ontology annotation, biological process: nucleocytoplasmic transport; activation of GTPase activity; signal transduction.